AUGGCGCUGGUUACCACGGCGCUGGUUACCCAGAUCCAGAUGUUGAGAUGUGUUAGCAUGCGGCCACGGUUAACCCCCCACAGUCUCAAACCCAGGCAGGUCAAGAAGGUGGAGGUCUGUCAGGGUCAGGUCAAGGAGGUGGAGGUCUGUCAGGGUCAGGUCAAGGAGGUGGAGGUCUGUCAGGGUCAGGGGCAGGUCAAGGAGGUGGAGGUCUGUCAGGGCCAGAGGCAGGUCAAGGAGGUGGAGUUCUGUCAGGGUCAGAGGCAGGUCAAGGAGGUGGAGGUCAAGGAGGUGGAGUUCUGUCAGGGUCAGAGGCAGGUCAAGGAGGUGGAGGUCUGUCAGGGUCAGAGGCAGGUCAAGGAGGUGGAGGUCUGUCAGGGUCAGGUCAAGGAGGUGGAGGUCUGUCAGGGUCAGGGUCAGAGGCAGGUCAAGAAGGUGGAGUUCUGUCAGGGUCAGAGGCAGGUCAAGGAGGUGGAGGUCUGUCAGGGUCAGAGGCAGGUCAAGGAGGUGGAGGUCUGUCAGGGUCAGGUCAAGAAGGUGGAGGUCUGUCAGGGCCAGAGGCAGGUCAAGAAGGUGGAGGUCUGUCAGGGUCAGGUCAAGGAGGUGGAGGUCUGUCGGGGCCAGAGGCAGGUCAAGAAGGUGGAGUCAGGGCCAGAGGCAGGUCAAGGAGGUGGAGGUCUGUCAGGGUCAGGGGCAGGUCAAGGAGGUGGAGGUCUGUCAGGGCCAGAGGCAGGUCAAGGAGGUGGAGUUCUGUCAGGGUCAGAGGCAGGUCAAGGAGGUGGAGGUCUGUCAGGGUCAGGUCAAGGAGGUGGAGGUCUGUCAGUAGUCAGGGCCAGAGGCAGGUCAAGGAGGUGGAGUUCUGUCAGGGUCAGAGGCAGGUCAAGGAGGUGGAGUUCUGUCAGGGUCAGAGGCAGGUCAAGGAGGUGGAGGUCUGUCAGGGUCAGGGUCAGGUCAAGGAGGUGGAGGUCUGUCAGUAGUCAGGGCCAGAGGCAGGUCAAGGAGGUGGAGUUCUGUCAGGGUCAGAGGCAGGUCAAGGAGGUGGAGGUCUGUCAGGGUCAGAGGCAGGUCAAGGAGGUGGAGGUCUGUCAGGGUCAGGUCAAGGAGGUGGAGGUCUGUCAGGGUCAGGGUCAGAGGCAGGUCAAGAAGGUGGAGUUCUGUCAGGGUCAGAGGCAGGUCAAGGAGGUGGAGGUCUAUCAGGGUCAGAGGCAGGUCAAGGAGGUGGAGGUCUGUCAGGGUCAGGUCAAGAAGGUGGAGGUCUGUCAGGGCCAGAGGCAGGUCAAGAAGGUGGAGGUCUGUCAGGGUCAGGUCAAGGAGGUGGAGGUCUGUCGGGGCCAGAGGCAGGUCAAGAAGGUGGAGGUCUGUCAGGGUCAGGGGCAGGUCAAGGAGGUGGAGGUCUGUCAGGGCCAGAGGCAGGUCAAGGAGGUGGAGGUCUGUCAGGGCCAGAGGCAGGUCAAGGAGGUGGAGGUCUGUCAGGGUCAGGGGCAGGUCAAGGAGGUGGAGGUCUGUCAGGGUCAGGUCAAGGAGGUGGAGGUCUGUCAGGGUCAGGGUCAGAGGCAGGUCAAGAAGGUGGAGUUCUGUCAGGGUCAGAGGCAGGUCAAGGAGGUGGAGGUCUGUCAGGGUCAGAGGCAGGUCAAGGAGGUGGAGGUCUGUCAGGGUCAGGUCAAGAAGGUGGAGGUCUGUCAGGGCCAGAGGCAGGUCAAGAAGGUGGAGGUCUGUCAGGGUCAGGUCAAGGAGGUGGAGGUCUGUCGGGGCCAGAGGCAGGUCAAGAAGGUGGAGGUCUGUCAGGGUCAGGGGCAGGUCAAGGAGGUGGAGGUCUGUCAGGGCCAGAGGCAGGUCAAGGAGGUGGAGGUCUGUCAGGGCCAGAGGCAGGUCAAGGAGGUGGAGGUCUGUCAGGGUCAGGGGCAGGUCAAGGAGGUGGAGGUCUGUCAGGGCCAGAGGCAGGUCAAGGAGGUGGAGUUCUGUCAGGGUCAGAGGCAGGUCAAGGAGGUGGAGGUCUGUCAGUAGUCAGGGCCAGAGGCAGGUCAAGGAGGUGGAGGUCUGUCAGGGUCAGGGGCAGGUCAAGGAGGUGGAGGUCUGUCAGGGCCAGAGGCAGGUCAAGGAGGUGGAGGUCUGUCAGGGUCAGAGGCAGGUCAAGGAGGUGGAGGUCUGUCAGGGUCAGGUCAAGGAGGUGGAGGUCUGUCAGUAGUCAGGGCCAGAGGCAGGUCAAGGAGGUGGAGUUCUGUCAGGGUCAGAGGCAGGUCAAGGAGGUGGAGUUCUGUCAGGGUCAGAGGCAGGUCAAGGAGGUGGAGGUCUGUCAGUAGUCAGGGCCAGGGGCAGGUCAAGGAGGUGGAGGUCUGUCAGGGUCAGGGGCAGAGGCUGAUGUAGUUUACACCCGUGGAUGGGUAGUCAACAAAUAAUCAAAGAGCCGAACAGUCAGUCAUUCCUUAUCCUCUGCUACCACCUUGUGGCGCUUUCAUGUAUGUAACGUUGCUUAACAAUAACAUUGACAGGCUAAAACGGAGGCUUUGAUUUAUGUUCAUUUCAAGCUAGGAUCUGGGAAAGGUGAAACUGCAUCACUGUUCACCACAGGCGCAUUUGUUAACGUUUUGUUAAUGGUGUGUUAUUGUUUUGUUAAUGUUGUGUAAUUGUUUUGUUAAUGUUGUGUUAUUGUUUUGUUAAUGUUGUGUUAUUGUUUUGUUAAUGUUGUGUUAUUGUUUUGUUAAUGUUGUGUUAUUGUUUUGUUAAUGUUGUGUUAUUGUUUUGUUCAUGUUGUGUUAAUGUUGUGUAAUUGUUUUGUUAAUG
This is a messenger RNA of Oncorhynchus keta (chum salmon), 2781 nucleotides long. RefSeq lists its product as uncharacterized. Lineage: Eukaryota; Metazoa; Chordata; Actinopteri; Salmoniformes; Salmonidae. The transcript is spliced from 7 exons. The record is from RefSeq and is a predicted model, not a curated record. Bases 1 to 2004 code for a protein of 667 amino acids.